Messenger RNA from Xenopus tropicalis (tropical clawed frog), 3306 nucleotides. RefSeq names its product family with sequence similarity 151 member B (gene fam151b). The coding region runs from base 648 to 1532 and encodes 294 amino acids. The record is from RefSeq and is a predicted model, not a curated record. The transcript is spliced from 6 exons. Gene Ontology annotation, molecular function: phosphoric diester hydrolase activity. Lineage: Eukaryota; Metazoa; Chordata; Amphibia; Anura; Pipidae. Gene Ontology annotation, biological process: lipid metabolic process.
GUGCAGGUUGUGCUGUACUCCCUCUCCUAAGAUUCCCCUCAUUUAUGGCACACUGAUUCCUUGUGUUUCACAAAGGCAGUCUAAUACCAGAAUACUUCGUUAUUUCCUUUCGGGGCCAGUCCUAGGCAGUUUGCGCCCAAUCAGACCUGCACCAUUGAAGAAACAGGGAGCUUUUACUCCCCCUCCCCUCCACCCACAGACGUUGGAACAGGCAGGGAGGCGGGGGCUGUUACCAGCACAGAGGCUAACUAAUUCUAAUUGCUCUCUCUCCCUGCUAAGCUGCUUAAGUAUACCUUCUCUCCCAGUAGGAGGGCUCCUUUCUCACAGGCUGUGUGUGCGAUUGGAUGGUUUGCGGAGCAUUAACUUUGACCCUCUGCACUCGCCGUCCCGUCCUAAUACACAGCCCUGUGUGAGAGGAGCUCUCAGUUCUAGUAGAUAAGAUAUACUUAACCCGGUUUAAUGUAAAUAGCAUUCUGUGCACAGCUUUUUUUGUACUGGAAUCAAAAUGGGCAGGAAACAUAUAGAUAACAGAUAAUGUGAGUUAGAAACUACAGCAGAAAAAAAGAGAAGGUUGCAAAGAAGGGAGGAAUAUUGAUAAAAAAAAAAAAGAAAUACAUAUAAUAUAAAGAAAAGGACAGAAGAGCAAAAUGGACCAACUGCAAUUUAGCACUUCAUUAAUAAAUGACCCUUGUGGAAUAGUGGAAGAAAAAGAUGAGCGCGCGACUGCGAAAGAAAAGAUAAGGUCCUGCGAUGAAAACAUUUUGGAUUAUUUACUGAAGAAAGACCUAAUAAAAAACAGAGAUGGAGCAGAGGUCAUUUGGUGUCAUGCAGUUAACAGCAAGAGCAAACUAAAUGAGGCUAUACAGAGUGAUGCUCACAUGAUAGAGGCUGAUGUUCUGCUUCGAGGAGACAAUGAACCAAUCAUGGCGCACCCCCCAGAAACAGACAGUGACAUUACAUUGCACGAGUGGUUGGAUCAGGUCUUUUCAUCUGAAAAAGGCAUCAAGCUUGACUUCAAAUGUAUAGAAGCAGUCCUGCCAUCAUUGCAGAUCCUGGCAGCUAUGAAAGCCACAGUUAAACAACCUAUAUGGAUUAAUGCAGACAUACUUUCAGGACCUGGUGGAAAGGCCAAAGCAGUGGAUGCAAAGGAGUUUAUAAAUUCAGUAAUGUCAUAUUUCCCUGACGUGACUUUAUCUUUGGGCUGGACCACUGGAUGGCAUCCUGGGCAAGAAAACCAAGGCUACUCCUGGGAGAUGGUGCAGGACAUGGAGAAAAUCUGCAAAGUACUGAGCCAACCUGUGACGUUCCCUGUGCGGGCAGCACUACUUCGGCAGUCAUGGCCUCAGUUUCAAUGGCUGUUAAAGACAUCAGAGAGGUUCAGCCUGACAGUCUGGGCUGGAAAAGACGACACAUAUCCUGUGGAAGACUUGCUGUUUAUCAGAGAUAAUUCUGAAAAGUGCAGAAUUUACUAUGAUGUCUUUGAGCCGCAAAAUAGUGAUUUUAAAUGCGCUAUAGAACAGUCAAGGAUAUAGCAAAUUACCAUUGUUUAGGUAUCAGUUCUGCUUGUUCACGAGUCUCUGAAAAUAAGUAGAAGAAACUUUUACACAUACCUAGUAUAUAAAUGUCCAACCUGGCACAGCAAGACCCUCACCAUUUGUCCAUUUAAUAAAGCCCCUUCUCACAACAAGGGGAUGUUUGUACUUUAAAAUGGCAGUAAAAAGUAUAUUUUUCACAAGCAAAGGUGUUAUUCAUAGUAACUGUGUUUUACAUAUGGGCUGUUUUAUGCUAAAUAUUUUUAUAGAAACCUGCAAUGUUCAGGGGUACAGUUUUCCUUUAAUAUAACAGGCUUUGUUGCAACAUUCAGAGGCCAAAAGCUACAAUUAGAUCCAGAAGAGAAGUUGUUUGCCUUGAUUCUCCCACACCAGAGGAACUGGGGAAUGUAGAUCAGGCCUUCACAUAUCUGACAUCCUUGGUCAAGUAGACAUGGAACAACUGGAAAAAGUUCACAUAAUGUUAAGCAAAUGAAGUAUGAUCACUAUGCAAAAUUAUUGCCAAUCAGCAUUAUCAUUAGAAGUUGCUGCUUAUCAUUACCCCACCAAGCCCUUCAGCAGUUGCAGGGUCUGCUUCCUCUAUCGUUAAACACAAAAUAUCCCAGGGAGAGGGUUGCUUUCUAGAGGAUGACAGAUAAUUGUGCGGUCACCUUACAGCCCUUACACACAUACCUACAUAUAAAUGUCCAACCUGGCAGAGCAAGACCCUCGCCAUUUGUCCAUUUUAAUAAAGCCCCUUCUCCCAACAAGGGGAUAUUUGUACUUUACUGGGGCACCUUGUUAUAUUUGUUUAGAUAUUUGUGCGGUCACCUUACACACAUACCUACAUAUAAAUGUCCAACCUGGCAGAGCAAGACCCUCGCCAUUUGUCCAUUUUAAUAAAGCCCCAUCUCCCAACAAGGGGAUAUUUGUACUUUACUGGGGCACCUUGUUAUAUUUGUUUAGAUAUUUGUGCAGUCACCUUACAGCCCUCUUAUGUAUCAUAAUCUAAGUAUCCCCGGAGUGGCUGUCCUCACUAGCCAUGUUUACCAGUGUUGCUAAGGUUAAAAUGUUUUUAUAUGUGUUUUCUUUAUGGUGGCAUAGAUUGGGACAAUAUAUGAAUAUUAUGUUGAACAAUAUCAUUUCUGUUGGAAAGGGCGCAGGAGAAAACAAAAGGCUGCUAGACAAAAGUCAGAAUAACCUUGAUGGUAGAACAUGUUCAGAAGCUGAGAGCAGGCUUUGCUAUUGACAUUCACAAACAUUACAUACUUACCAAAUUCACUGCAAUAAUCAACAAUUCUUUAAAGGGUUUUAAUCUGGUCUUUUUCAGAAUGUACUGAAUGUACUGUUGCUAUCCUUGAGCAGAACAAGUUUGCAGUUACCUCAAGUCUUUGCCACCCAGCUUUCCACCAUGUCCAACUUGGAGCUCUGGUGCAUUAUUGUAUGGAACCUUCAAGGUGAUGGGGGGGGGGGGGGGGGGAAGGGUCCUGCCAUUUAAAACUGCAAGAACAGUAAAUGAAAUAUAUAGCUACAUUCAUUCUUCCCUUACAGAAAAGUACUCAAAAAGUUUGCUGGCUGUUGCACUUAUUGAUAUUUUAAAUAUAUAACAUUUCCAUUUUUAUAUUGUUCCAGCAGCUUAAUGUUUUAGCAGGCAGCCAAAUAUUCCGUUACCUUGAUUUGUUGAUUAAAAUGCAGCUUUUCACUCACAAGAAAUUCUGUUGCAUAGAAACUAAUCUUUAAAAAGCAAUUAUCCGUAGGCUAUUAAAAUACUCCCCGA